Molecule: messenger RNA, 4357 nt
Organism: Trichobilharzia regenti
Lineage: Eukaryota; Metazoa; Platyhelminthes; Trematoda; Strigeidida; Schistosomatidae
Source: the annotation of a GenBank genome assembly
UAAACAGAAUAACUUUUUAAUUGUGCAUAAUCACUUUCCACUGAACAGGGGACUAAGAUAACUAUUGAAAAUUCUAAAGAAAAUCGCACAAAGUGCUAAGGGAACCGGUUUUCAAGUGGAUAUUUCAAUGAAGGAGAAGCUAUUUGCUAACAACUUCAUCGUCAACAGUCACUUACUCUCAAGAAGUCGAAGCGGAGUUCCAGUUUAUCAGUGAACGCUUAACUGAAAGUUAACAUUAACUGUGAUACUGGUUAUCUUGAUAGCAUUUAUUACUAAAUCCGCAAAACUGUUAUUUACAGACAAAAUACAAAAAUCACUGACACGUGUUUAUUAAACGGAAUCAUUUCACCAAAAAACAACAAACUAAAAAAAGAUUAAGAUUGAAGAAAGUUAUAACAAAUGAGCCGCUUGCUGUGUUUUUCGUUAGCACGAACUAUUGGUCAUUUGUGAUAAAUUCACUUGCCUAAUAUUCACUCAAUUUUAUGAAAACUAAAGGAUACUAUCAAUUACAACAGAGAAUGUCUUCAGCUCACUACAGAUGAAGUUGUCUUUAUUAAAUUCUGAUUAUAUUCUUUUCUUAUCUCUCACUAUAAUAUCAUUAAAUGAUUUCUUCGUCCAAUGUGACUUAUUUCAUAUUGAAUCCGUUGAACAAGACAAUCUAAAUAAGAACAACAACAAUAAUAAUAAAGGUGAGAGCGAUGUGAUCUACAAUGAUAAUAAUAAAGAUGGAUUUAAAGGAGCUGAGAAAGAGAUAAAACCAGUCAACCUUAUAUAUCAGUAUCAAGGUACACUGGAAAACAAAGAAGAUGUUAUCAGUGCAAAUUAUGCUCCAGUGACGUUUUCAAACGUGAAUGACAAUACGUCACCUGAAAAGACAGGCAAUAAUAAUGGAGUUGACAACACUUUUAGACUGAAUGAAACCUUAUUAAAUAAGCUGAAGAACACAUUUUCAACUGAUCAGAAUGUCUCUCAUCAACAGAAUAAUCACAAAAGGUCAAACAACAGAGUAUUCUCGGUACCCUCUUCCAGAUCAUUUUCAUCAGAGUCAAUGCCACAAACAAGAUCAACGACUAAAAUUGUUAAAAACUGGCCACCAAAUGAUUAUCGUAUCGAAUUUAUUGAAGAUCUUGUUCAAAAAAAUAUUGCAAUAAAAUUUUUGGAAAAUGGUUUUAACGAUUUUUCACAGAUGAUUAUUUUGCCAAAGAUAGCAUCAAUUUAUUUAGUUAAAAAACGAGGAACACUGCUGAAACUACAUAUGACAUCCUUAAAGCAACUGGAUGAAUAUACCUUACCACCAUCAAAGAAAUCUCUCUCAGAAUGUCGUGAUUCAGAAUCAUGUGAAUCAGUGAAAGAAAUCAGUCUUCUUGCCAAGAUGCCUGAUGAACGAAUGAUAUGGUUAUGUUAUGUACAUCAUUAUCCGCAUGAAAAUCGUCCAAGUCUACAAGGUGAAAGUGGUUGUAUGGUUCCGACGAUUGAAAAUCUUGCUGUCCCCUUAGUUCAAUGGGAAAAUCCUCAUUUCAAUUCAUUAUAUCCUGAUAAACCAGCAAGUGUUCUCAAUGCAGCUGAUGGAUUCACUUAUAUCUCUGCAUUUACAUUAGAAUAUUUACGAAUAUUUCGUGCUUACAUGCCUGAUUGGAAUGGUAAUUUCAAUUGGACAGGAGCACUUGUUACAGAUAAAAGUCCAACAUUUAUAGCAGAGCCUGCACAAAUUUUACUGACAUUUGAAACAACUGAUGAAGUUUACUUUGUUCUUCGUGAACAACCAAGUUCUCAAAUGACAAAGUGUGAAACGAAACCAGAGAACCCGACAAAUCCAUUAUUUAACACAGAAAAUUUAAAAACAUCUGAACAAGCCUAUUGUUUAACAAGCAUAGCACGUUUAGUACGAGUGUGUAAAGCUGAUCUAAUCUGCCCUGCUACAAAUGAAAACGGUGGAUAUUUCAGUUAUACUCAUAUAUCAAACGCUUAUUGGGAUAAUAGUUCACAGUUGUUGUAUGCAACUUUUACGACAGAAAAAUCUGCUCCAACUGGAAGUGCAUUGUGCGUCUAUGGUAUGAAUGAAUUUAAAGCUGCAUUUAGUGGACCUUUGAUACGCACUAAUGCUGUACAAAAUAAUAUUAAGUCAUCGCCAGUGCCAAAUUCAUUUUCAAACAUUUGUUCAAGAUUUAAUUCAAAAAAUAGAACUGAUGAAGAAGUGACAAUCGGUCGACGUUUAUCCCUACGCUUUCCAUAUCGUUAUCUACCAGUUAAACCAUUGCAUAGUCAUGCUUUAAUAGCACAGACUGGUGUUAAUUGGUUGCAUUUACAAGCUUAUAAUCUGCCUGCAUUAACAAAUCAUUAUCAACAAGAAGAACAAGUAACAACAAGCAUAAUAUGGAUUGGUACAAAGAAACAGCUAACACAAUUCGCUUUAUACACAUAUUAUGAUAUAACAGUAUCAGCAAGACAGAAUCACCCGACGUCUGGUCAAGAUAAACUGCCAACAACAUCAACAACAACUGCUACAAACACAGUUAUAUGUAAAUUAAAAGAGAUUCAUCUUGGAAGACAACUUGAAUCAUUCAUACCUCACAUACCCUUUGAACCAUUAAAUUCAGCUGUAAAUAGUCAGUUGCCAACAAUGAAAUCCCAAUCACAUUUAGACAGAAAUCAUUCAUCAGGAAGAGGAACUAAUGAUGAUGACAAUGAUGACGACGGUGAAGAUAGUGAAGAAACAUUUAAAGUUGACGAAGAAAUUCAGCGUAUAGAAAUAACAGCUUCAAACUUCUACAUCAUGACAAAUAGACAAUUAUUUCGUCUCCCAUUGACAAGAUGUUCAGAAUACAAGACAUUUGAUGAAUGCCUUCAGCUAAAAGAUCCACAUUGUGGUUGGAAUUGGCCUGAAGGUAAAUGUUCAAGUGGUUAUUUAUUCGACUCCAGUAUACAAAUUAAUCGUUUAAGUACAUUUUCUCCAUCAGUUGAUCAUAGACAACAAAGUUCUCAUGAAUGUCCAUCAAAAAGUUAUUCAUUGAAUAAAGAUAAGGAUAAUUCAUGGACUCCAUGUAUUAAUAUUGAUGAAAAUACUACUGAUCAUAUUUCAAUGAAUCAACUUGGCAGUUGUCAGUGUCGUGUAUGUAUUAGUCAUACCAAUUGUAUUUUCGGUAUACAACAAGUGAAAAAUUGUACACGUUAUGACGAGAACUGGUUACCCUGGUCUACAUGGAGUGACUGCAACUUAGCAAAUAGUAUUCAAACAAGAAAAAGACAAUGUCGACCAAAUGCGAUUUGUUCUGGCAUAAGUGUUGAGCACCGAUCAUGCCUAGACGAUGCAGUUUGGUUCAAACAGUCUAAUACACCACCUAAAGCAGCUAGCUAUAAUAAACCACGAAUUAGUUUCACAGGUCAUACAGAUGGUUUCACGCUUACACAUCUAAUACUUGUCGCGAUAUGUGGACUCUUAACAGGCAGUUUAUUAACAAUUAUAUUAUUUUGGACGUGUAGGCGUCGUCGACGUCUGUUUGAUGAAGAUGAUCUUAUUACACCACCAAGUAAAAGACAUAUAAGCAUUAUUCCCUCACACUGUCCAAAUCAUUUAUCUUAUGAAGAUCAACAGACCUGUUUAACCAAUAGUGAACCACUAGGUGUUAGUAAACAGUGGAGUUUAAUGGAUGAAAAAGAGCCUAUCUGGUCUAACAAAUCAGAUUCAACAAUGGUGACAGGUGUAGAUCAACGAUAUGAAUUUUUACCACCUAGUCAUAUGGUACCAACAGUAUACAAUAAAUCCAGCAGGUCAGUUAGUAGAAAGUCAAUAAAACUGCGUCAUUCAAAUUCACCUUGUUAUGAUAUACCAGCAAAUAUACACCUUCUAUGCAGUUCACCUCUACCAUCACCAACAUCAAUGGUAAGCAGUCAGUCAACUGCAUCAACUCUAUUGAAAGAUAAGUUUACAUUCGAUCCUUCUACAGAACAAAACCCAAAUUAUCUACAAGAUGAUAAAAAUAAUUUAAUCAAUGUUAUUCCUGAUAAUGUAACUGAAAGUUAUAAUGAAAAUCUAGGAAAAUUAUACUUAGCUGGUUAUUUGUAUGCACCAAUAGAACCAUCACCACAUGACAGGUUGACAGCACCAGUUGCCACAACGAAAUUCAACUACAAGCUGCCUCAACCUCAAGAAUAUUCGACUAUAAUGCCUUCUCGUAUUCAAAGAAAUACUAAUCUUGUUAUUCCAAAGCCUAUUAUAAUUCAACCUGCGUAUUCAUCAUAUAUAAGAGAUGAAGAUAAGAAUAACAGCAACAUCAUGACAGCAGCAACAACAACAACGACAAAAACUAUUAAUGGAGAGAUUCUUACAAUCACAGAAAAUCCAGUACACAUUGCAUAG